Molecule: messenger RNA, 630 nt
Organism: Peromyscus maniculatus bairdii (prairie deer mouse)
Lineage: Eukaryota; Metazoa; Chordata; Mammalia; Rodentia; Cricetidae
Source: RefSeq, a predicted model, not a curated record
AUGACUGAUGGUUUCAUUGCCACCUCAUCUCAGAAAGAUCAAGUCAUCGUCUACUCAGAUGUAUCAAAUAGCAUCCAAUGUCCCCCUGAGAUCAGCACUGCUGAGGCAUGCUCUUCAAAAGAGGGAACAGGACCUGAGUCAGAGGAAGGUGUGGAAGUACGGGUGGCAAGGAUCUUCAACACCUUCGGGCCACGAAUGCACAUGAAUGAUGGGUGGGUGGUCAGCAACUUCCUCCUACAAGCACUACAGGGGGAGCCGCUGACGGUAUAUGGAUCCGGGUCUCAGACAAGGGCACUCCAGUAUGUCAGUGAUCUGGUGAAUGGCCUGGUAAUCAUGAACAGCAAUGUCAGCAACCCUGUCAACUUGGGGAACCCAGAAGAACACACAAUCCUGGAAUUAGCUCAGUUAAUUAAAAACCUUGUUGGCAGUGGAAGUGAAAUUCAGUUUCUCUCUGAAGCCCAGGAUGACCCACAGAAAAGAAAGCCAGACAUCAAAAGAGCAAAGCUGGUACUGGGGUGGGAACCUGUGGUCCCACUGGAGGAAGGGUUGAACAAAGCCAUGCACAACUUCCGGAAGGAGCUAGAGUACCAGGCCAAUAACCAGUACAUCCCCAAACCUAAGCCCGGCUAG